UCAAUUUUUUUGUUUUAAUGCAGCGUGAAGAUAUUUUAUUAUAAGAUUAUGAGAACAAAAAGUUUUAAAAUAUAGACUAGUUCUAUAUAAAGCUCUUUUUUUCGAACAUAGACUUGUCGGAAAUUGUUUGUCAUCAGACAAAAAAGACAAUAAGAAAGAUAAAAUUGUGUGAUCUUUUAUCAUUUGAAAAUCGCGUUGUAUAUUUUACGGGAUAAUGUUGCGCAAAAGUAUCAUUCACUUUACGAGAAGCGUUCGCAGAGACUUCCACGCAUCUGUUUAUCCUUUUUGCAACGCGAUUAAAGAAACUGACAACGUUAAAUGCAACAGUACAAAACAUAAAGUUAAAUCGCCACGGAUAUUGAUAACUGGAGGUCUUGGACAAUUGGGCACAGAAUGUGCAAAAUUGCUUCGUCGGAAUUACGGUAACGAGAAUGUCAUUCUGUCGGACAUUAUUAAACCGACGGAAGAGAAUCUGGAGAACGGGCCCUUUAUUUUCGCUGACAUUCUCGACUUCAAGGGUUUGCAAAAAAUUGUUGUGGAUUACAGAAUCGACUGGCUCAUCCAUUUCAGCGCUCUGCUCAGCGCUGUAGGAGAACAAAACGUGCCGUUAGCCGUCAGAGUUAAUAUUGAAGGAAUGCACAACGUCAUCGAGUUGGCAAAGCAAUACAAGCUGAGGAUCUUCAUACCGUCGACAAUCGGUGCAUUCGGUCCCGAUUCGCCGAGAAAUCCAACGCCAAAUGUUACGGUGCAACGACCGCGUACGAUCUACGGCGUGAGCAAGGUCCACGCCGAACUUCUAGGAGAAUAUUAUCAUCAUCGGUUCGGCCUUGACUUUCGCUGUCUUCGAUUUCCCGGCGUAAUCAGCUGCGAUCCGCCUGGCGGUGGCACCACUGAUUAUGCUGUAGCAGUAUUUCAUGAAGGUCUGUUAAACAAAAAGUACGAGUGCUACUUAGAGCCACACACUAGACUGCCGAUGAUAUACAUAGAAGAUUGUCUAUCGGCGCUCUUUCAAUUUUUGAACACACCAAACGAAUUACUGCGCAGACGAGUUUACAAUGUAACAGCCGUGAGUUUCACACCUGAGGAACUGUUCAACGAGAUCUUAAAAUACAUACCGGAUUUACAAGUUACUUACAAGCCAGACAAGCGUCAACACAUCGCCGACACCUGGCCGCAAGUUUUCGACGACAGUGAAGCACGACGAGAUUGGAAUUGGCGACAUAAAUACGAUCUGCAGAUGUUGGUAAAGUCCAUGGUGCAAGACGUUAGCACGAAUUUCCUCCCGAAACAUCGAUUAAAAGAAGUGAAUAGUUAUGUAUAAACUAUUAUGUUGUGUAAAGUAACAUUGUACAGAAAAAAAAAACAAGUAUUAAAUUCUUUUGAUUAACA
This is a messenger RNA of Pseudomyrmex gracilis, 1389 nucleotides long. RefSeq names its product L-threonine 3-dehydrogenase, mitochondrial (gene Tdh). Gene Ontology annotation, biological process: L-threonine catabolic process. The transcript has 5 exons. The record is from RefSeq and is a predicted model, not a curated record. The coding region runs from base 215 to 1321 and encodes 368 amino acids. Gene Ontology annotation, molecular function: L-threonine 3-dehydrogenase activity. NCBI's taxonomy places the organism in Eukaryota, Metazoa, Arthropoda, Insecta, Hymenoptera, Formicidae.